Messenger RNA from Aedes aegypti (yellow fever mosquito), 2323 nucleotides. RefSeq names its product protein prune homolog 2. NCBI's taxonomy places the organism in Eukaryota, Metazoa, Arthropoda, Insecta, Diptera, Culicidae. The record is from RefSeq and is a predicted model, not a curated record. Gene Ontology annotation, cellular component: cytoplasm. The transcript is spliced from 5 exons. The coding region runs from base 351 to 1955 and encodes 534 amino acids.
UUUGUGUAUGUAUUGAGUUCGAAGGGAAAACGUCAAAGAAAAGGAUAACGAAAAAGUGAUGACACAGAGCUACAUAUAUGCAUCCGUAAGUAAAGAACAUUCGAUUGAAUGAACGCGUACGAGUUGGUAGAUUUUGUUUAUGAAUCGUUUGCUUGGUGAAAAAUAAAAACAUCAAAAGUGUUUGAGCAAUGAAUUGUUUCGACGGAAAUCGUAUGUUAGCAUUCGGAUAAGUAGAUAGAACCCAAUUGAUCUGCCGACAAAAAGUAUCAAUCGGAGAAAAGUUUGAAAUUCUGUAGUGACUAAUUUGGUGGAAAAGGCAGUCAUCAAUAUCUGCAGCGCUCUAUUUAUAGAUGAGUCAAAAUUUAGAGGACAGUCCAGUAUCGGACAACAAAAUGGACAUAUCGGAAACAACCACAUCUCAGGAUUCGCCUCCCGGUUAUUCACCAGAUGUGGAGGAAUGCAACGGAGAAUAUAAGCAGGAACAUCGUGGUAGUGACAUCACAAUUACUGCAGAAGGAAUGAUGUCAACUGUAAACACCGCAAGUGAUAUCUGCUGUGGCAGCAGUGCAACGUAUCAGCAGCAAGAAAUGCUAACAAAAUAUCUAGACAAUCGCAAUGAUGAACCGAUAAAUGUUGAUAUGCUAAGUUCAAAAACAGCAAACCGCACUACCAACAGUGGCCUAACACCGGUCAGUAAUCAUCCGUUGAUGCUGAUGUCACCAACUGGCAGCGAAUCGGACUCCUCCGAGAGAGUGAAUGCAAAUAAAAAUCACCAGGGACUACGAAACUAUUAUCAGUUUCCCGAUGUAGUUCCAGUUAGUGAGCAGCCGCCGUUACGUUUGGCCAAUCCGUACCCAAAUAGGACUGAGCCAGCGACUCGCACCGGUACAACUUCGAAGACCACUACUUCAACAAGAUCGACAACGUCGACUCUCGAUGUGAUAAACAAUAUAGAUAAUGCCAAUAAUAUGAAAAAGGCUUCCCUAUUGCAAGAUGGCAGUCCGGAUUUCCUGAGCAGUGGAUCAGAGGUUGAUCUGUCACAGUUUCAAGCAUCGGUUACACCAACUUUCCAAUCCGUUGCAUUGGUGCAAUCGCAAUCCAACUCCCAACUGCAACAGGUGUUCCAGCACAAGUCUAUAUCACCAAGAUUACAUAAACGGCGGAAAGGUCCAUUAUCUUCGGAUUUGUUGGUGGACGACAUGAGUUCGUUCGAGGAAACCAUCUCCAAUCAUAGUGUGGAUGAUUUGCAGCAAAAUCUUGUAUCGUUGAGCCCUUCGUCGUCGAUUUUGGACGACAAUGGCUUCAAUGUAGACAUAGACGAAGACUUUUUGGACGUUCCUGGGACGCCGAAGACCCCUAGUGGCAAUAGUGCACCGUUGCCGCAGUAUUCAGCUCGCGCAGAGGCCCGUGAUAUUAGAAGUUGGCAAAAAAUAACGCUGCCGGAUGGGAAGACGCGGGAAAUAGACAUGAAAGUUAUUGAACCGUUCAAACGAGUAUUAUCCCACGGUGGAUACCUGCAGUCCGGAGGGCACAAUGCCAUAGUAGUGUUCAGUGCAUGCCAUCUCCCUGAUCGUUCUCGGGCCGACUACCAUUACGUGAUGAACAAUUUGUUCUUGUAUGUGGUGAAAACUCUGGAGCAGCUAGUGACCGAAGACUACGUGCUCGUCUAUCUGCAUGGCGGUUCCAGCAGGGGAAAUGUUCCGCCGUUCCCAUGGCUUAAAAAGUGUUAUCAGUUAUUGGACAGACGUUUGCGGAAGAGUUUGAAGAACUUGUACAUGGUACAUCCAACAUUCUGGCUAAAAUCUGUAGUCUGGAUGGCAAGACCAUUCAUAAGUUCCAAAUUUUGGCGAAAGCUAGUGUAUGUGAAAACUUUGGAGGACCUAUACAAGUUGGUGCCCGUCGAAAGAGCUGCCGUUCCAGACAAAGUGAAGAACUACGAUUCGCGUCAUUCCUAACUUCAAACGUAUCAGCUCCAGCAGUUUGCUCCUUGUCAUCCGUGGCAUCAUCGAUACCUUCAGCGUCAUCGAAGUUUCACCACCAGCAGAUUCAGCUGACACCAGUAGCAUUGGACAAGGUAGGAAGAUCUCGUUUAAAUAUAUUUUAUGCACGGACCUAGUCAAACCAAGAAUGAGAAAUAGGAUUAAGUCGCAAGCGAAAGGAUAUCAUCAUCGUUAGGGAAUAAACUACAGUACGCAAUUUAUAAGCAAUGAUUUCAUCGACGGGACUUAAGUAGAGCAGUAUGCAAGUGGUUGCUGAAUAGUUGUACGGCGAUCAUGUGCAUACAUUCUGAGACAAAAAAAAAAGAUCAUCAAUGAUAUUAUUA